GCCGCAUCCUAUAUCGCGCUUCUCCGUCGUCAGCAACGCCAAAAACAAGGCAGAGCCCAAGCCGCCGUGGACCAGUGUACUGAGCGGCCGAGACAAGAACGGGAACAGCACAUAUGCCGACUGCAUACCUCUCUCUCUCUCUCUCUCUCUUCGGCGUCGGCGGAGGCGGCUCUCUCGAGACUCGCCAUCCAGUCCGGCAUACACAGUCGGACGCGAGCCGCCGCCCGGAAACCACGACGCGAUGGCUCCUCGCUCGAGUCGGCGCAUCUAAUCCUUCGCCCACGGAGCCCCUAACACAGCGACAUUGCCAUUAUUUCUCGCAAUUUUCCCAAGUGAUACAUAGAUCGCGGGGAGAAUGAGUCUGUCCCGGCUGCUGCUAUCGCUGCUGCUGAUAGCGAGUGUCGCCAAGGCUCAGGACAAGGCGCAGGAGCCCUGCCCGGCGAGGUGCACGUGUUCGCCGCCGAGGACGGUCAGAUGCGUCUUUCAGAAGCUGAAUCGGCUGCCCAAAGUUCCCGCCAACACCAACGUCCUAGAUCUGCGCUUCAACAACAUAGUCGAGCUGCGCCCGGGCGACCUGCACAACCUGAAGCAGCUGCACACGCUGCUGCUCAACGACAACCGAAUCCGCCGACUCUCCCCCUCGAUCUUCCAGUCGGCCCCGAACCUUCGCUACAUCUACCUCUACAAGAACAGCCUCGAGUACGUGGCCCCGGGAACGUUCUCCGGGCUGCCGAGACUCGAGCAGCUGUACCUCCACGCGAAUCAGCUCCGGAGAAUCGAGCCCGACACCUUCAACGACCUGCCCCGACUCGAGAGGCUGUAUCUGCAAAAGAACCGGCUGGAGAGGCUGCCCCGCGAUGCUUUCAGAAACGUCGGGCCCAUGACGAAGCUGAGGCUCGACAGCAAUGCCCUGGUGUGCGACUGCGACAUGGUCUGGCUGCUGGAGAAGAUGCGGGACAGGAUGGAGAUGGAGGCGGUCUGUCAAGCGCCCGAAGAGAUGAAGGGCAGGAGACUCGACAGGAUGACGCCUGCGGAUUUCCAUUGCAGUGAACCCGUGAUAAUGGAAGGGCCGGAGGACCUCGAGGUCCAGCUCGGCGAAACGGCGGUGUUCAGGUGUCGGGUCGCCGGUGACCCUCAGCCCAGCGUCAAGUGGAUGAGGGACUCGAACGAGGUGUCCGGCGACGAGGAGCGCUACUUGAUCAAGGACGACGGCAGUCUCGUCAUCAGCGACGUCAGCGAGAGCGAUGCUGGCCAGUACGAGUGCGUCGCGCACAACGAUAUGGGGGAGACCAAGUCGAGAUCGGCCAGGACUCUCGUGGUCGCGUCGCCAACGCCGAGGUUCAUUGAAACUCCCAAGUCGCAGACGGUCCGCGCGGGCACAGACGUGGUCCUGGUCUGUCGCAUCGAAGCGGCGGGGCAAACCGCCACGCACAUCGACUGGUGGCGAAACGGCGCCAAGAUCCGUCCCCACGCGCGAGUCCUCCUCGAGGACGGCAACAGCAGCCUGAAAAUCCUCGCGGCCAAGGAAUCGGACUCUGCCCGCUACAUCUGCCAAGCCCGCAACGCCCAGGGCUUCGCCGAAAGCAGCGCUGACCUGAACGUCGUCGGUAUCGAGUACAAGCCCCCCAGGCUCAUCUACGAGCCUCAGGACAUGGAGGUGGAGUUUGGGGCCAUUGUCGAGCUGCCCUGCAGGGCCGAGGGCCAGCCGCGGCCCAAGAUCGUCUGGAAGAAAGACGGCACACUGGUGGAGCUGGCCUUGGGGAACAGGACCAGGCUGUCCAAGCACGGCAGCCUCUACCUGUACAACGCUUCAGCGCUGGAUACCGGCAGAUACGAGUGUUCGGCAAGCAACGAUCACGGCCGAGCGACAGCCUCGGCCCUGCUCCGAAUCCGCCAACCGACCGCCAGCGAUGGGCUGGUCCUUCGAGCCUUCAACGAGGCUACCCGGGAGAUCGACAGGGCCAUCAACAACACCCUCGAGAUGCUGUUCAACCCGAGCUCAAGGUCUCGGGGCAACCCGUUCCAGCUUUCCAGGUUCCCCGAUGCCGUGGGCAGAAGAGCUGCCAGGCCCGCCGAGCUCUUUGAGAGAACUUUGCUGCACAUCAGGAAAAUGGUUGACGCGGGAGCGUUCGCCAAUGCUACCGAUGACUUUCGCUACGAGGAGAUUUUGACGCCCGAACAGUUGACCGAACUGGAGCGGCUCUCCGGCUGCACCUCUCACCGACGCACCGACGACUGUCUGAACCUCUGCUACCACAACCGCUACCGCACGAUGGACGGCAAGUGCAACAAUCUCGCGCAUCCAACCUGGGGCUCUUCUUACACCGGCUUCCGGCGAAUCCUCAAGCCCAUCUACGAGAACGGCUUCUCGCAGCCCAUCGGCUGGGACAAGUCCCGACUGUACUACGGCCACCCGAAGCCAGCUGCGAGGCUCGUGUCCACCAGCAUCAUCGCCACGGACGAGGUCACCGCCGACGACAAGAUCACGCACAUGGUCAUGCAGUGGGGACAGUGGAUCGACCACGACUUCGACCACGCGCUACCCGCGGUCUCCAGCGAAUCGUGGGGUGGCAUCGACUGCAAAAAGUCUUGCGACAACGCGGCGCCUUGUUUCCCCAUGGAGGUGCCACCCGGCGACCCCAGGAUCAAGAACCGCAGGUGCAUCGAUUUCUUCAGGACCAGUGCCGUCUGCGGCUCCGGAAUGACGAGUGUCCUCUGGGGCAAGUUGAGCCCUCGAGAGCAGCUUAACCAGCUGACCAGCUACCUCGAUGCGUCGCAGGUCUACGGCUACGACGACGACACCGCUCGCGAGUUGCGCGACUUCAGCAACGACCUGGGACUCCUGAGGGAAGGUCCGAGCUUGCCUGGUCGGAAGGCGCUGUUGCCCUACGCCAAUGGGCAGUUUAUCGACUGCAGGAGGAACGUCACCGAGAGCGACAUCAACUGCUUCUUGGCUGGGGACUUCAGGGUCAACGAGCAGAUCGGACUGACGGUGAUGCACACCGUCUGGAUGAGGGAGCACAACAGGAUCGCCAGGAGACUGCGGCUGAUCAACCCGCACUGGAGAGGGGAGAAGCUGUAUCAGGAGGCUAGGAAGAUCGUCGGCGCUCAGAUGCAACUGAUCACCUACCGCGACUGGAUUCCCAAAGUUUUGGGCGGCAGCUCGGACCAGCUGUUCGGCCCGUACCGAGGCUACGACAGCAACCUCGACGCCGGCAUCGCUAACGUCUUCGCCACUGCCGCUCUGCGUUUCGGUCACUCCCUGAUCCAACCGAAACUGGAGCGACUCGACCAAGACCUCCAGCCCAUACCGCAAGGACCUUUACACUUAAGAGACGCCUUCUUCGCCCCUUGGAGGCUGGUCGACGAAGGUGGCACCGAUCCUCUUCUCAGAGGCAUGUUCGUCACUCCCGCGAAGCUCAAGAGACCCGAGCAGAACUUGAACACGGAACUGACGGAGCAGCUCUUCCGAACAGCCCACGCUGUGGCUCUGGACUUGGCGGCGAUGAACAUCCAGAGAGGCAGGGACCACGCUAUCCCUCCGUACGUCGACUGGAGGCGCUACUGCAACAUGUCCCGCGUCGAGAGCUUCGACGAUUUGGCCGGUGAAAUCAGCGAUGCCAGGGUCCGGCAGAAGCUCAAGGAGCUCUACGGGCAUCCCGGCAACAUCGACGUCUGGGUCGGCGGUAUUCUCGAGGACCAGGCAGCCAACGCCAAGGUGGGGCCGCUCUUCGGGUGUCUUCUGUCCGAGCAGUUCAGGAGGAUGAGGGACGGGGACAGGUUCUGGCUGGAGAACCCCUCGACCUUCCAGCCGGAGCAGCUGGCCCAGAUCAAGAAGACGAGCCUGGCUCGAGUCCUCUGCGACAACGGGGACAACGUCACCAGGAUCCAGAGGGACGUCUUCCUUCUGCCCGACGCCGACAACAACUUCGUCGACUGCAACGAGAUCCCCUCGAUAGACUUGAGGGCCUGGUCCACUUGUUGCGAGGAGUGUCUCGAGCAGAGCGACCAGAGCAGCAACACCCUUUCGAGGACGAGGAGAAGCGCUGCAGCUGCCAAGUAUCUCGCGCCGGCUAAUGAACUCAAACUCGAGAAAACCGGACACGACAGUCGCGACGAGAAAAUCAAGUACGUGGAGCAACUCCUCGAGGACGCCAAUGAGGAGUACGGACGAGUCAGCAAAGUGUUGCGGGAACUGAGCCAGAGAAUCCGAGAGAUGAAACUUUUGCUCGACGAUGUGAAAAAUGUCAACUAGCUGGUCUAUAUGCUUUAAUCGCUGUUGCUUCGAUCGCGUGCAUACACGUCUAGUUUUAUGAGUCGUAGAUGUACUUUUUUUUAAACUACUGAGAUUGUACUCUAAGCUACUCCGUAUUAGAGAUUUAGACAAAGAAAUGCAAAUAAAUAUUUUGUAUCGUUUUAUACAAAUAAAUUAAUAUAAAUUGUAA
This is a messenger RNA of Nasonia vitripennis (jewel wasp), 4445 nucleotides long. It is a transcript of the gene Pxn, whose product is annotated as peroxidasin. NCBI's taxonomy places the organism in Eukaryota, Metazoa, Arthropoda, Insecta, Hymenoptera, Pteromalidae. Gene Ontology annotation, molecular function: peroxidase activity; heme binding; protein binding. Gene Ontology annotation, biological process: response to oxidative stress. The coding region runs from base 356 to 4255 and encodes 1299 amino acids. The transcript has 8 exons. The record is from RefSeq and is a predicted model, not a curated record.